AACCGAUCUGUGUCGCUGCUAUAUAGUGAAACAAACGAAGCCCACUAACAUUACAAUUUUGUUUGGUACAAUAAGCAUGCUUCUAAGGGUGUGCGUAAGAACAAUAAAUUAUUUUGGGAGAACAAAAGAAUCAAUUCAUAUAGCAGCAUAUCGUUUUACGAAGGAACCGAAGAUCAGUGAAGAAUUUUCGGAUUUAGCAAGGAUCGAUGGUCUCGUCGAUGAUCCUGUGGAUCUUUUCAGAUCAUGGCAUGAAGAAUCAAGAAAAUAUUUACAAAAAAUGCCGGACAUUUGUUGCCUGGCGACAACCUCGAUAGACAAUAAAAUUGCGGCAAGAAAUGUAGUGCUUAGAGAAUUUGAUAACGAUGGUUUCGUAAUAGUAACUGAUCAACGUAGUAGAAAAGCCUCAGAGUUGGAUAGUGUACCACGAGCUGCCAUGUGUUUUGUAUGGUGUUACAUAGAUAAUAAAGGACAAAACAUUGCUAGACAGGUACGAGUUGAGGGUGCAAUAAAAAAGUUAGAAUCGAUAGACUUUAAACAUCUUUACGACCGAGAGCCACUUUACUGCAAAAUUCGAUCUCAUUUGUGUUAUCAAGAUCGAUUAGUUGAUUGGGACGAUUUGAAACGGCGACACGAUGAAAUUUUAAAGGAGUAUCAAAGAGGCGAGAAUACUCUGCCAAUGCCGAAUCAUUUCAUCGGAUAUAAAUUGUUACCGACGAUGAUAGAAUUUUACUACGCGAGGGACGAUCUUAUCGGUGAUAGAGUGCAAUACAACAAAAACGAUUCGACCGAAGGAUGGCAACACAGAAGAUUGGCCGCUUAAUAUUAAAAAUUACAAACGUGUUCGACUAUUUAUUUCCUAAACAGUAUCCUCCUAAUGUUAAUUUUACUAAAAAUAAAACAAAUUUCUAUAUUG
Molecule: messenger RNA, 913 nt
Organism: Vespula pensylvanica (western yellowjacket)
Lineage: Eukaryota; Metazoa; Arthropoda; Insecta; Hymenoptera; Vespidae
Product: pyridoxine/pyridoxamine 5'-phosphate oxidase
Exons: 6
Coding region: 77-820 (247 amino acids)
Biological process (GO): pyridoxine biosynthetic process; pyridoxal 5'-phosphate biosynthetic process
Molecular function (GO): FMN binding; pyridoxamine phosphate oxidase activity
Source: RefSeq, a predicted model, not a curated record